Molecule: messenger RNA, 2201 nt
Organism: Phytophthora nicotianae INRA-310
Lineage: Eukaryota; Oomycota; Peronosporomycetes; Peronosporales; Peronosporaceae
Exons: 4
Coding region: 19-2040 (673 amino acids)
Biological process (GO): transmembrane transport
Cellular component (GO): membrane
Molecular function (GO): transmembrane transporter activity
Source: RefSeq, a predicted model, not a curated record
GACCAUUUCCCCCUUUGCAUGCAUCAGGAUCCUGUCACCAUGGUCCUCGUCGUGGAGUUGGGCACGCUAGACCUGGCGCUGUGUGCCGGAUACCUGGUCUCUGUACUUCUCGUGGGUCUCUUCUUCACCUCCAGGGAGCAGCGUGAGCGUGAGAGACUUCGUCUGACGCGUCUGCACCACCAAGCGCUAAUAGACGCGGCAGCCAGAGACCCCAAAAGCCUCGACGCUCCUCACAGCCUCAAACCAGCCAAGAACGACGAUGUACUAGAAGAAUACUACCUCGGAGGGCGGCGCAUCCCUUGGUAUGCGCUGGCCGUGGCCGAUGUGAGCUCGUACAUCGACAUAUCGGGUACCAUGAUCAACACGGCGCUAGUCUACGCACUGGGCGUUAAGGGCAUGUACAUUGAGAUCCGCGGCGGUCUAUGUCUGUUCUUGGCCUUCCAGCUAGCCUACACCGGCAAGCUGUCGCGUCGGUGUCCAGUUAAGACGAGAGGAGAAUGGAUCAAAUUCCGGUUUGGGACCCGCCUCGAUGCUGUUCUGCUCCGGACUACCAUCGCUAUAACGUCCCUGACAAGCGGUAUCCUCGCAACUACGUAUUUUGCUGUGGGUGGAGGAAAGUUUUUCACGGAGUUUGUAAAGCUGCCAGAGUGGGGAGGGCUACCGUCCGAGUUCUGGGCGGCGGCUUUGUUGAUGGCUGUGGCGAUGCUGUACACCAUCGCUUCUGGCUACUCCACUGUUGUGUACACUGACGUGUACCAGAGUCUCUUCAUCUUCGCGUCGUUCAUUAUUGUUGCAAUUAUGGGCUUCAUGGCGCAACUUCCAGAUCAAUUUUCGGUAUUUCUACCGGGGAAAUCGGUGCGUGAUGAACCGGAGUACAUCGAAGUGAACACCACGCGAAGCGAAUGGGUCUCGGCCGUGCCUCCAAGUUCCCUGGGAUUACCAGACGAGGCCUCGUACUCCAUGUACAACUCAUUCGGUCUCAUUUUGGUAUCGUAUUCAUUGCUACAAAUGAUGCGAUCAGCAUCCGGUCCUGGAGGAUCAGGGCUGCAAACUGUACUUGCGACCAAAUCGGAGCGUGAGGUGCGGUCGCAGACGUUUUUAGCCAUGAUUUUCUUGAGUCUACGUUGGGCCUUCAGCGCUGGUAUUGCAGUUAUGGGGAUUCACUAUUCGAUGCAACACGUGGGCGUGGUGGUGGAUCCGGAGCGCGUCGUGCCUAUUGUGAUUAACAAGGUGUUGCCUGUUGGAGCCAAGGGGUUCGUCUUGGCUUCGUUGUUGGCAGCAGCGCUUACUACCUUCGACACGACUAUCAACAGCUCGUCCUCGUACUGGACUGUGGAUAUCUAUCAGGCUCUCAUUAACCCGAAGGCUUCUGAACGUCAGUUGUUGUGGCACGCGCGACUGUCAUCGGCUGUUGUUAUGCUAGCUGGCCUCUUGCUUUCGUUGAAUGUGAGCACGAUCAACCGGAUCUGGGGCUUUAUGACAAUAGCGAUGGCGGGUGGCCUUAUCUGGCCCUUCUUCUUUUCGUGGUAUUGGGCGCGCUUCAACGCCUAUAGCUGUCUACUCGGCAUUGCAUUCGGGUAUAUCGCAGCGAUCGCCGUGUUCAUCUUUGCGCCUUUACUCGAGGAGUUUCGAGCUUUCGUCAUCACUUCGUCGAUCUCUGGGGUUAUCUCCAUUGUUGUCUGUCUAUUGACACGACCCGAGCCUGACAAGGUGCUUCGACGGUUCUACCGUUUCGCUCGUCCUCCGGGUACCUGGCACAAGAUCAAGCACAUCUGCUUCACACAGGAGGUGAUCUCUGAAAUUGACUCGGAAAAUCACACCGAUCUGGCAUGUACGGGGCUGAUCGUCGUCGCUCAAUUGGCGCUGUACAUUCUUGCUGUAAGCGUUGUCUCCAAGGCGUGGACUCAGAGCCUCGUGCUAGUAGCCAUAUUGGCCGUCACGCUGCCUCUCAUCUACUUGAAAUGGUACGUGAAGUUGAAAGACCGCCCGGUUGGUCUCCGCAAGGAGGAUUUAAACGCCUCGCUACUGGGUCCUGCGUGAUUGCAGGCAAGUGCAAAUAGGCUAGAACAGCACUUAGAGAAUGCAUCCAGCCUUCCCAUUACCCAGUUCACUUUACGAUACUUAUUGGUGCAGUACAGUUUGUAGUGACACCUUUGAAGAUCGGAUACUUUACGAUCGACUACGGAAGCAUGUGGAUGAGA